CCGGACUGUAGUCUGUUUUGGUCAUUCUCCACUGAGAGCGCUAUGAUGGCUGGAUCUUCACUGAUUUCCUCUCUCUUACUGAUGACCUAUGUUCUCCUGCCCCUGUGUGCUGCCCAAGCGAGCUGCAGGGGGCGAUGUGGAGAGCCCUUCAUCCGGGGUCAGCUGUGUAACUGCGACUACAACUGCAUCACACACGACGAAUGCUGCAAGGACUAUGAGGACGUCUGCACUUUCCGUGGAUCGUGCAGGGGUCGGUGUGGGGAGACGUUUCGGAGGGGGAAGGGGUGCGAGUGUGACCCGGACUGCACUCUCUACAACACCUGCUGCUUCGACUACCACGAACAAUGCGAUGCCACUGACAGAGCACUAGCAGCCAGGAACGCUAAGCAGUCCAAGCCAACAGGGCCACCCAAGACCAAAUCACAGGAGAAGCCAGAUAUGCAGCCUCUGAAACCUCCUAAGAAGCCGUCAGACAGCGAGAGUGAGGAGAGGAGCAGAGUGUUUUCAGACUACGCUGACGCUCAGGUCGGGUCAACACCAUCCCCAGCUGAGAAUGGUCCAGGUGUUUUGAGACGCGGAGCUGGGCCCACUGUUCUGGACAGUCUGAGUGAGUUAAUGCCACUAACCAAAGAUCCAGCUGACCCCACUGGAGCCCCUCUCCCUUCUAACCCUGGGCUCUACCCUGUGCUACCUGCCAACCCUGCAGCUAACGCACCAGCAUUAGGGGGUCCUGCAGCAGGUUCACCUCAGCCUGGAGGUUCUCCUUCAGGGAAACCGCUCACCAUCCCCAUAAAAGUGUCCCUCUCUAUCAGUGGACAUGCUGGUGGACCUGCAGGUGGGGCCCCCAGCCUUUUCCCCAGUGGAUCUGGACCUGUAGGUGGAGCCCCCAGCCUUCUCCCCAGCGGAUCUGGACCUGCAGGUGGAGCCCCCAGCCUUCUCCCCAGCGGAUCUGGACCUGCAGCGGAACUGGACCUGCAGGUGGAGCCCCCAGCCUUCUCCCCAGCGGAUCUGGACCUGCAGGUGGAGCCCCCAGCCUUUUCCCCAGCGGAACUGGACCUGCAGGUGGAGCCCCCAGCCUUUUCCCCAGUGGAUCUGGACCUGCAGGUGGAGCCCCCAGCCUUCUCCCCAGCGGAUCUGGACCUGCAGGUGGAGCCCCCAGCCUUUUCCCCAGUGGAUCUGGACCUGCAGGUGGAGCCCCCAGCCUUUUCCCCAGUGGAUCUGGACCUGCAGGUGGAGCCCCCAGCCUUUUCCCCAGUGGAUCUGGACCUGCAGGUGGAGCCCCCAGCCUUCUCCCCAGUGGAUCUGGAUCUGCAGGUGGAGCCCCCAGCCUUCUCCCCAGCGGAUCUGGACCUGCAGGUGGAGCCCCCAGCCUUCUCCCCAGCGGAUCUGGACCUGCAGGUGGAGCCCCCAGCCUUCUCCCCAGCGGAUCUGGACCUGCAGGUGGAGCUGGAAAACCCAGCACACUGGCAGAUAUCACUCAGGCCCUGGGAGCCAACAUCCCAGCAGGACUGCCCAAGCUCCAGCCCUGACCUCUGUAACGGCCUUCCCAUCGACGCUCUGACCUCACUGUUCAACGGCUCCAUCAUCGUCUUCAAAGGUCAUUUCUUCUGGCUUCUGGACCCGAAGACCAAAGUGGCUGGUCCUGCCCAGAGCAUCACAGAACAACUGGGCGUUCCCUCCCCCAUCGACACGGCCUUCACCCGCUGCAACUGCCAGGGCAAGACCUUCAUUAUCAAGGGUGAUAAUUACUGGGUGUUUGAGAACGGCGUGAUGGAGCCAGGCUACCCCAGGUCUCUGUCUCAGGACUUUGAUGGACUUUUUGGAGAAAUCAGUGCUGCUCUGACUGUCCCCGCCACCCGCAAGAGGCCCGAGGCCAUUUACUUCUUCAAGAAAGGAGGUACAAUGCAGAAGUUUUCAUACCCAGCUGGAAGCGGCCCAACCUGCACUGGAAAGAAAAUGAAAAAUUCUGUUUACAACAAGUUCCGCCGCGCUCGCCAAGCAGAGAUCCGCCUGUCUGCAGAGAUCAACAUUAACCUGAAUUUGAAAGGGUUCCCCACCCCGGUCACCUCCGCUCUGUCCGCGCCCAACCCGAGGAAGCCCGACGGAUUCGAGUACUUCAUCUUCUCCUGGCCUAAAUUCUUCGACAUCAAGAUCAGCGGAGAGUUCCCCACUCUGGCAUCUCCCGCCAAACCCCCUGCCCUGCAGAACAUCAUCAGAAACUGGCUCAACUGUCCUUAAGUGACCUGCCCCUCAGGGA
Colossoma macropomum (tambaqui) is the source of this 2257-nucleotide messenger RNA. RefSeq names its product proteoglycan 4a (gene prg4a). The coding region runs from base 43 to 2238 and encodes 731 amino acids. The record is from RefSeq and is a predicted model, not a curated record. Lineage: Eukaryota; Metazoa; Chordata; Actinopteri; Characiformes; Serrasalmidae. The transcript is spliced from 16 exons.